AUGAUGUUAUUAAUAUGGUGUAUAUUUUCAUUUAAUUCAAUUAUUAUACACGGAGCUAUUCUUCGUUUACCAUCUAUCACUGUUAAAGAACAAAGUUCAAUUGGCUCAUCUGUCAGUGAUAUUAGUCGAACAUAUUUAAAUCGUUCACAAAAAUUACGAUAUACAUUUUUAUCUGAAACAAGUCCACAUAAUUCCUAUUUUAUUAUUGAUAGUUUAACAGGAAAAAUUUCUAUUAAACGAGUCAUUGAUAGAGAAGAAUUAUGUCGAACAAAUACAUGUAAUUGUGAAAAAUGUAUAUUAAAUUUAGAAAUUGUUGCUUCAGCUGAUACAGUUGAUAUACUUUCAUUAGAAGUUUUAAUUGAAAAUAUUAAUGAUCAUGAUCCCAUGUUUCCUGUUUCAACAUUUAUCAUACGAAUAUCAGAAAAUACAGAUAUUGGUUAUAUGGCAUCAUUUCCAUCUGCUAUUGAUCUUGAUUAUGGACAAGGUCAAUCAUCAAAUUAUUUACAAUAUAAAAUGUUAUCAAUUGAAACAAAUGAUAAAGAUUUAGAUGAAACAUUUCAAAUAAUUGAUUUACAUACAGAAAAUCAACUUGGUUUAAAAUUAUUAAAAAAAUUAGAUCGUGAAAUACGUAAUUUAUAUCGUAUGAAAAUAAUUGUAUUUGAUUCUAUUGAUGAAAAUCAACAACGUACAGGUAUAUUAUUACUUGAUGUACAAGUAUUAGAUUCAAAUGAUAAUUUACCAAUAUUUGAACAUGAACAAUAUCAUAUUAAAUUAAGAGAAAAUACUCGUAUUGGAACAGAAAUACUUCGUGUACAUGCUAUUGAUAAUGAUGAUGGUUUAAAUUCAUUAAUUAAUUAUACAAUUGUUAUUAAUAAUAGUAGUAUUCUUUAUCAACAAUUAUUACCAUUUUCAAUUAAUAUUUCAACGGGUAUAUUACGUUUAGAUAAAUUACUUGAUUAUGAAACAGAAACAAAUUAUCGUUUUUCUGUUCGAGCUCAAGAUAAUGGUCCUGAAUCUGUAAAUGUUUUUUGUCAAAUAAAAAUUGAUAUACUCGAUGUUAAUGAUAUGGCACCAGAAAUAGAUUUUAUUUUAUCAGAUAAUGAUGAAUGGAAAAUUGAUAGUAUAAAUAAUAUUUUUUAUAUUAAUGAAGAAUUAAAAUUAUAUACAAGAUUAUUUCAUAUAAGUGUUAGUGAUAAAGAUUCAGUUAAUGAUAAAGUACAAUUAAAUUUAUUAAGUUAUACAAAUUUAUUUCAAUUAAUUGAACAAUAUACAGAUUUAUAUUCAUUACAAAUUAUUGGACGAUUAGAUAGAGAAAUACAAAGUGAAUAUAAAUUAAUUUUUGAAGCAAAAGAUCAACCAUCUCCCGGAAAUGGUCCGUCAUUGUCAACUCAAAAACGUCUUACAAUUAUUUUAUUAGAUAUUAAUGAUAAUUAUCCAAUUAUUGAAAAAUUACAAUAUCCUAUAAGUGUAAUUGAAAAUAAUUCUAUCGGUGUUAAAUUGAUUCAAUUUCAAAGUUCUGAUAUAGAUUCAACAGGUAACAAUAGUUUAUUAACGUAUACAUUAGUUUCAUCAAAUGAUUCACAAUGUUGUUUAUUGGAUUCAAAAACUGGUAUUCUCUAUGCUAAUAUGACAUAUGAUUAUGAAAAACAGACAAUUUAUUAUUUAACAUUACAAGUCAAUGAUAAUGGAAAACCACCAUUACAUACAUUAAUGGAUUUUCAAGUAUAUAUAAAUAAUUCAAAUGAUAAUAGUCCAAUAUUUAAACAAAAAAAUUUUACAUUUGAAUUAUUUGAAAAUGUACCUAUUCAUACGUACAUUGGACAAGUAAAUGCAAUUGAUUUGGAUUCGGGUGAAUAUGGUAAAGUGAAAUAUGAAUUAUUAUGUACUCAAUUGUAUAAUGAACCCGAAUAUAUUGAAAUAUCACCAAUAACAGGUGUAUUAAGAACAAAAACAUUAUUAGAUUAUGAAACACAUCCCGUACAUAAAUUAUAUGUUAUUGCUAAAGAUAUUAAUGGACAGUCAGAUACAGCCUUGAUAACAAUCAAUAUUCUCGAUAUUAAUGAUAAUUCACCUCAAAUUGAUUUUCCAACAAGUAUCAAUAAUCUUGUUUAUAUAUCAAGUGAUUUAUUAAAUCAAAAUUAUUCACAAACAAUUUUAAUUACAAAAAUAAUUGCUAUAGAUCGUGAUCAUGGACAAAAUGGAAAUUUAUCGUAUACAAUUGAUGAUGGUAAUACAUUUAAUUAUUUUCGUAUUAUUGAAACAAAUGGAACAAUAUUAGCACAAUCUGAUAAUUUACCAUAUGGUCAUCAUCGUUUACGUAUACGUGUAACUGAUCAAGGAUGGCCAAGUUUAAGUACAUUGACAUAUUUAAAUAUUAAAGUUGGAGAACAUGUAAAUAUAAAACAUUUUCAAUUAGUCAAUACUGAACAACAAUUAUUAUCUGAAAGUAGAACAGAAACAACCAUAACAACAAAUAUAAAUAAUAUUUUAACAAAAGAAAUGUUGUUUGUUGUUAUAAUAUCAUCAAUAUUAACUUUAAUAUUCAGUAUCAGUAUUGGCAUAUUAAUUACAUUAUUAUGUAAACGAAAACGUUUUCAUAUGUUGAAAUCAAUUGAUUUAUUAUCAGAUGGUGAUAAACUGUUAACAGUUGGUACAACAACGACAAAUGGAACGGAUAUUAAUAAUAAAACAAAUACAUUGAAAGUUCCAUUAAAUAAUCAACAAUAUGAUAAUGGCAAUGGGGAUUGUGACGUAUCAAAAGAUGGUAACAAAGGCUACGAUGAUAUACUCGGCAUGGUGAUUAAUUCAGAAGAUAGUUGUUAUGGAAGUAACGAUUUAUCACGAUCUUCCUCUAGUGCUCAUGGUGUAGCCAUCGCUAGUACCCGACCGCUCUUAAACACUUAUCAUCGUUCAUCGAGUUUAAGUUCAACAUCUGUCGAUUAUGCAGUACCUAUACCUCGAAUAAAUAAAAACAAUGUUCUCGUUGGUAUUCAUAAUUCGGAUAAUAUUAAAAAUGAUAUAGAUAAUAAUACUCAACAGCAGCAACAACAACAGCAGCAAAAUCUAUCGACAACAUUUCAUUCUCCGUCAUCAACACCAGUCAUUAUUGAUCAUCCGAAACAAUCAACAUGUCUGCUAUUUGAUAAUAAUAAAACGAGUUUACAUUCGACAUCAGAGAAAAACAUAAAAAACUCAAAUAGUAUUAAUACGAUUAGUUCGAAUAAUUAUCACGGUGUUAAUUUGAAAAAGACGGUUGCAGCACUUAAUGCGAGAAAAACGAUUAACAAUAAUAGUAAUAAUAGUGAUUUAAUGAAUACGUCAACGUAUUUACCUUAUGAUUCAAUCGAUUAUCAAUUAGAUAAAUCAUUUGUUGAUAGUAACAAUCGUGAGUAUAGCAUUUGA
This is a messenger RNA of Didymodactylos carnosus, 3402 nucleotides long. The record is from the annotation of a GenBank genome assembly. NCBI's taxonomy places the organism in Eukaryota, Metazoa, Rotifera, Eurotatoria, Philodinida, Philodinidae.